This is a messenger RNA of Pomacea canaliculata, 1878 nucleotides long. RefSeq lists its product as uncharacterized. The transcript has 7 exons. The record is from RefSeq and is a predicted model, not a curated record. Bases 193 to 1878 code for a protein of 561 amino acids. Lineage: Eukaryota; Metazoa; Mollusca; Gastropoda; Architaenioglossa; Ampullariidae.
GGGAAGCUCCCACUGUUGUAAGAAGUGCUCCUUGCGAGCGAGACUGAUGAUCGAAGUGUCGUACACUUGUUUGUGUGAACCAGAAGGACGAUACACCAUGAUGCUUUAGGUGCCUUUUUCCAUGUUUAAGAAUACCUAUCCUCACAACUCUUACUCGUCAGCUUAAAAGAGCUCUUUAUAGUCUGAUUCAACAUGAAUGUUAUCAGGAGUAGAGACAUAUGGGGGAUAUUCUGGUUACUGGCCGUUUCCUGUCCACGACGGUCUAUUGUUGCCUUAGUUGACUCACUUUCCUUGUGUGACGACUGGAAAUACCUGGAGGUGGUAGAGAAGAGCGACGACAACACCUUUACCUGUACAGGACUGAGAGAACAGCAAGAUGUCGCCUGGUUAUAUAGUGGAAAUCGUAUGGCUACCUGUCCUCCCCCUCCGUCAUCCUGCACACUCCGUGAUCCAUCUCUUAAUACAAUCUUCAGGUUUAGCAGAACUUUGACAACAGCCAGCAACAUCACAGUUCUCGCCACGGCAGCUCCAUCCCUGGACUACUUUGGUACAACUAGUCUGACAUGUGAGAGCACAGCUCAGGAAAGUGUGACAUGUCUGCUCGACUCAGUUUACCCUGCUGAAAAUAUUACAUGUAAAAUUCAGUUUAAUGGAGAGACGUGGGAAGUAACUGGGUGGUGCUUGGUUUCCAAAGUUCGCUCAACGAGAAACAAAUAUGGAUGUUAUUUAUACCAGACACAGGGUUCGCAAGAGUCAGUAAGAGUUGGGUCAUUCAGUAUGAGCACAGAGGCAUCCACGCCGUCAGGUUAUUUCUCAGGCACGUGUAACAUGACCUCUUACCUGCCAUCUGACGGAAGAUACAGCUACACAGUGCUCAUCAUGCCAGGGAAAGUAAACGUUCCCGCUGUACUUUACGGAAACAAUGAAAUACGCAAGUCCUUUAACUAUUUGUACCUGCCUGCUUGUCGACCUAAAAGUAUUCCAUAUCACAACUGUCCCCUGUACGUCAGAGAAGACAACUCUGUAAGUUGUGUUUGUUCUGUCGACGACUUGGGUUCACCUCCUGGACAACUGAAGUGGAACAACAUGAGCUCAGGGCAACUCGUACUCCCAGGUGUGAAGAUGGACCAGCACGGAGUGAACUACGUGUGUAGUCUCACCUGGAACAGGACAGUCGUACAGUCGGUGACCUACACACUUCUUGUUGCUUAUCCACCCACUCAGAUGAGCUUUAAGUUAAACAUCGCCAGCGAGAACGUGGUUGUGACAGAGAAGAGCCCAGUGACCAUGUUGUGUCAGUCUGACGGCAGACCCACACCUAACAUGACCAUCACUGACGUCACCAACGGUAACCGUGUGGUACACAGUCAGCCUGGAGGUAACGUGACUCUGGCUGAUCAAAGAGUACAAACACAAUAUGACAAGGCUACGGUUGAGUGUGAGGACACCGGUGAAUACAGGUGUUCGGCUGAUAACAUCAUAGGCAGUAGAUACCAGGCUGUCACAUUAUUUGUCAUGUGUGCGCCUAGAAGAAAUCCUGCUGAUGCUAACUAUACCAUUCCAAAUGUUGAAGGAGGUAAAUCUGUGACGAUUGAGCUGAUUGCUUACCCAACAUCUUUGAAUGUGACCACGUAUUUCCUGGGACCAAACAUAAGCAGCGAUGAACAACCUGCCAAAGAAGGUAUAUUUCUUGUGGGCUGCAAUGCAAGUCCUCCGCCUAGUUAUAGAGUUAUCUGCACCAUCACUGUCACAAAUGUGACAUCGGACACAGCUGGCUUCUACAAGGUCGUUGUCAUCAAUCAGGCGGGAAACGUGUCAUUUGCUUUUCACGCUCUUCCUCGAAAUCUUACAGGUAUAAUUUUUAAUUUGCAGUACUAA